CUGGGGGACUCAAGGCGAUAACCACACCCCCUGCCACUUGCGCAAAGCCACGGCAGAUAGCAAGUGUUCAACUAUACGAAACACAUCAAGUACGAGUUGUUUUGUACCUAUUCCCCGAUUGCAACAUCCGGUGCCGAAGUGAAAGCAUGAGUUUCCACAAAUAUCAUGAAAAGGUCCAAGAAGGUGAUACUGUCAUACUCUACCUUGGAUAUGAAAAUAUGCACGCAAUUCAAAUUAAACGUGGAGCAGUUUUUCAAACGAAAUAUGGGGCGUUAAAGCACAAUGACAUUAUAGGGACGAUCUAUGGCAGCCGAGUGCAUUGUCCCAAGGGAUAUCUCUAUGUGUUAUAUCCAACCCCUGAGUUGUGGACCUCUAACUUACCUCACAGAACUCAGAUCCUCUACUCAACAGACAUCAGUGUGGUUUCCCUCCAACUAGACCUCAAACCUGGAGCAGUUGUUGUUGAAUCAGGCACAGGAAGUGCCUCCCUUUCUCAUGCCAUUAUCAGGUCCAUCUUACCAGAUGGUCAUCUCUAUACAUUUGAGUUUCACAAAGAAAGAGCACAGAAAGCAGAGGAGGAGUUUAAGGACCAUGGCCUUUCUGAAUAUGUCACAGUGACACAUAAAGAUGUCUGUCAGUUUGGCUUUGAUCUGGAGGAUGUUGCAGAUGCUGUGUUUCUGGAUUUACCAGUUCCAUGGGAUGCUCUACCAAGUGCCAAGAAAGCUCUGAAGAAGCAAGGUGGAAGAAUCUGCUCCUUCUCCCCUUGUAUAGAACAAGUCCAAAAGACCUGUGCUUGUCUAGAUGAGUUAGGAUUUGAGGAAAUUUCAACAAUGGAGUGUCUAGUAAGGAAUUAUGAUGUGAGAACAAUUAAUCUGCCCAACCCUGAAUUUUCUAAAGAAAAAUCAAAGUCGCAACCUACAGAUACAAGAAAAAUGGAACAGGAGGAUAUGGACACAGAUUCCCCCAAGGGAGAUGACUCUGUAAAGUGUGAGGAAUCCGCUGACACUAACAGCAAAGCAUGUGACGUAAAAGAUAAAAAUCAGUCUGGGGAUGUUUUGGAUGUGCCAUCUUGGGAUUACAUUGGAAGAAAAAGUGAUGCUAAUUUCACAUUCAAGUCUGGAAUUUCCUUAGGAAGAAUGCCAGGUCAUACUGGAUAUUUAACUUUUGCCACACUCUAUCCAUUAUAGCAAUAAGUCAUUCAUUUGGAAUAAAAUUUUCUGUUUA
This is a messenger RNA of Saccostrea cuccullata (small rock oyster), 1224 nucleotides long. Its product is annotated as tRNA (adenine(58)-N(1))-methyltransferase catalytic subunit TRMT61A-like. Bases 147 to 1187 code for a protein of 346 amino acids. Gene Ontology annotation, molecular function: tRNA (adenine(58)-N1)-methyltransferase activity. The record is from RefSeq and is a predicted model, not a curated record. Gene Ontology annotation, biological process: tRNA methylation. The transcript has 3 exons. NCBI's taxonomy places the organism in Eukaryota, Metazoa, Mollusca, Bivalvia, Ostreida, Ostreidae. Gene Ontology annotation, cellular component: nucleus; tRNA (m1A) methyltransferase complex.